This is a messenger RNA of Pantherophis guttatus, 929 nucleotides long. The record is from RefSeq and is a predicted model, not a curated record. NCBI's taxonomy places the organism in Eukaryota, Metazoa, Chordata, Lepidosauria, Squamata, Colubridae.
GGCUCGCAUUUAAAGAGAGAGAGAGAAGAGACCAUGGCUGUGCUGAAGAUCUCCUCGCUCCUCGCCGUUUACGCUUUGGUGGCCUGCCAGAUGGAGAACGGCCAGGCGGUCCCGCUCAGAGCGGGCUUCGAACCCGUCACCGACCGAGGCGCCCUGGGGGACUACGAAGCUCGGAGGUUACUCAACGCCCUGGUGAAAGAAUACGUCCAGAUGACCGCGGAAGACCCGGAUCAGGGCAGCGAAGGCAGUAGCUUAACAGCACAAAAGAGAGCAUGUAACACGGCAACAUGUGUGACCCAUCGUUUGGCAGAUUUCCUGAACCGAUCAGGAGGUGUGGGAAAGAACACAUUUGUACCUACCAAUGUCGGAGCUCAUGCUUUUGGUAGGCGAAGAAGAAACGUACAAAUCUAAUCUGCUGAAUGAUUUCUGGGAUAUGAUGCCAUGAAACCGAGCAACGAACACCUUUUAAUUUGUCUUGAAAGCAACUUCUUUUCAUCAUUCAGUAUGGCUGAAUAAAUUAUUCAUUUUCGCAUCCUUCCACUAUUGAAGAAAUGUUUUGUUUGAAAGUUAAAUUAACUUAGGUUAUAUAAUAUAUCUAUAUCUAUAUCAAAUAAUUAUUCAAUUAUUGUAUAUUCUUUUGAUAAGCAAUUCUAUUUCAAAUAAAAUGUGAUAGCAUCUAUUUAUUUAUUUAUCUUGUAGCAUAUCUGUGAAACUGAUCCAUGUUAUUUAUCUUGGCAAUGCUGUAUUGCCAAAUCUCGGGGAUUACACUAAAUUGCUGCCUUUCAAGGUAUAUAUGUGUAAGAGGCGGUGUGCUAUGCCUUGAUGUAAAACAUUUAACUGACAUGAGUGUAUAAUAUGUUUAAAAUACAUUUACAAUAUUGUAUUUAUUUGUGAAUUUAUGCAAGAUUAAAAAAAGUAUUUUAGAUACA